AUGGGGAAGAUAACGAAGCAAAUGCAGCCCAAGCAUGCUGAGACCCUGUCUCCAUGGCUCAAGGACUUCGUCACGUCGGCUUGCUCGACACCCUUGCCUCUUCUCCCAGACCAUCUAUCCAAGUUCCCAACAAGAUGGCCCUUCCCCAGAGGUGAUCUGUACCACUGGAUCCCGCUUCUCAACCGAUUCGACGACAUCUUGGACUGCUUCUGCACCACCUACGGCAUGGACCAGGGUCCUCAGACCCGCGACUUCGCCUACGACCUGCUCCUCAACAAAGGUACCAAGACCGAAUCGUACGGCGACGAGGCGUGGGACACGGAGAGGCUCUCCAAGUUGGGCUACAAGGAAGAUGGCGACAGGCAGCUCAUCGAGGCUGUCCUCGACUUCACCCGUGUUCUCCUGGAGCACUGUGGCAACAGGAGCAUUUACUCUAGCAGCAUGGUCCUGAACAAGUUGCUUCACACCACGGCUUUGACGGUCCUGCUUGCUACCCUUCACGUCGGCUCCGAGCUGGCUCAGCGAUACCAGGCUUCCGUCAAGCGCAUAGGCAGCGCCUCCCGCUCCGUCAGCAACGCAUUGCUCGCGAACCACUAUCAGCUGGAUCUCGACCGUGUUCAGACUCUCGUUCUCCCCUUCGCUAAGACCCCCAUCGUGAGUCUUUCCGACUCGGUAGCCACUAGUACGCCUACAUCCGCUGCCAAGGGCAAGGAGAAGGCCCAAACCUCGAGCCAGAAGAAUGCCGCUUCCAUGUUCGCCAACGACCUGAGCGCCAUUCUCACCACAGACAACAGUCGCUGGAAUGGCUGGGGCGACAUCAAGGUCUCGUACACUGUGCCAUCCUCCACUCGCGAGCAGCCAGUCGCUGCGUCCUCUACCAACGUGUCUUCCAACACGCCUGCCACGCCGACUCCUCUGAGACGCAGUACCACGGCAGGAUCGCAGCAUAACACGCCCAAAUCAGCCCGCCAGCCCGCCGUCGAUGACUCUUCGCCUCUGAGUGUUCGGAGUUCCGGUACGUCGAGUGAACAUGCCAGUUCGAGCCAAAGGAUCUUCGACCUGCCUCAAUCAGUUGUGGCUUCUACUCCCAUUCACGACCUGCUCACGAGGCUUCCUGCGGACAUGCCGGCUUCUUCAAAGUACGAGGUCUUGCACCGCCUGAGAGUUGCAAAGGCCCUCCUGGGCAACGCUGAGUCACGCCAGCAAGCUCUAGCAAUCAGGUUAAUCGCCAUCAACAACCUGGCGUACAUCCACCCAGAGACUGUCUUCGUUGAGAAGGUUCUGCGUCACGACAACGACGAGACUAGGCGUUACCAACUUGUCUACCAAUUGGCGGAGCUCAUCCACCCUCCCGCCGAUGGUUCUAUCCAGGUGCCGCUGUGGCUUCAGUCCAUUGCCCUGGCCUUGCUGGAGGCUCUUUCAAACUAUUCAGCCCGAUACCAGGAUGUUUUGUCGGCCCUCAAUGCGAACGUCAACCACGGCAUUCUUCUUUACGUUAUUCGGAAGGCAGUCGGAGGCAUGAAGACGGACGAGCCUGACCGCGGUCUCCAGACUACUGAAGUAGACCAAUGGCGGACAAAUCUUUUCUCCCUGACCACUCACCUCGCCAUGUCUACCAGGAUAGGAUCCGAGAUGGUCACUGCCGGGCUCAUGGACAUCCUAGUGGAGAUUCUAAAGAUCAGAUCAGAUGUCGCACAGCGAAACCAAUCCAUGAUCUUGGCAUUCAUCGAUGGUCUGAUAUGGUCGUACCAGAACGCAUUCCAGAACUUCUUCAGCGGCCCUGGCCUUGAUGCGAUUUCCGACCUCCUGGUCACAACCGUCAGCGAGUCGAAGAACUUGGUUGAGGCUGGCCAGGGAAACAAGCCCGAGCAUCAGAACCAGAUAGUCGACUACGAGAUCCCCUACAACCAGCAGCAAACCCUGAAAUGGGUGCUCAAGUUUGUUCACCACAUGAUGACCAACUCCUACAGCUAUGGUGGUAAUACCGACCGGCUCUUGCGCAAUCUUGUAGACAAGUCGGAGCUGCUGGGAAGCCUCAGAGACAUUAUGCAGAACACCAAGCGCUUCGGCUCAGUCCUCUGGACGAACACGGUAACGGUUCUCAGCGACUUCAUCAACAACGAUCCCACAAGCUUCGCCGCCAUCUCCGAGUCUGGCAUGAUUGUGAGCUACCUGGAGGCCAUCACCAGUCAACCUGUCACCAAUCAGCCCGCAAUUCAGCCUCCGCCGGAAUCUGAGGAGCAGGAGCCUGCAAACCAGGGCGGCAAUGACGACAGCAGUCCUGACCCGCCUGAGGCUUCCGUUCAGCUUGACUCGGACAAUCGUCCUCAUCCGCCUCCGGAAGAGGAGCUGGCUUCGUCUCACGAACGUCCUCUGGCACAAGGUGUCUUGCCUACUUCGGACGCCAUUAAUGUCGUCCCCCAGGUGCUGAACUCGAUCUGCCUGAACAACGCAGGUCUGAAGAUGGUAGUCUCGUCUCGAGCUUUCGAGUCGUUCUUGGAAAUCUUCGAGAGCCCAGCCCAUGUCAACACGAUGGAAACCGACCCGCAUCUCGCCAGCAACGUAGGCGCAAGUUUUGAUGAGCUUGCUCGACACCACCCGCACCUUAGACGCCCGAUCUCAAACUCGGUCAUCGAUAUGGUUGCGAGGGUGAGAUCUCUGGGUAUCUACAAGGCUCGCACUGCCAAUUGGGGUGCCAAGCUGCUCUUGGCCGACGGAACACAGAAGCCAGUGCCAGUGGACGAAAAUUUGAAGAGCCUCCUCGACAACGCGUCUGAACCCAAAGGCAAGGGCAAGGAUGACUUGGACGUUGAAAUGUCAGACGCCGUUGAGCCGUCGCAGAAGUCGGAUAAGGCGUCACCCAGAACCGGCGACUCAUCCUCGUCUGCCAGCUCCUACGAAGACAUUACGCCUUACGUCUAUGCUGUAUCCAGCUUCCUCUCCGCCUACUUCAACAACAACACGCUCAAGGCUCACUUCAUCAGCUACGGAGGCUUAGAGCUGCUCCUGGAUAUUGCUGAGCUGCCUAGUCUCCCGCACGACUUUUGUGACUCGCACGCGUCUCGGACCUUGAACCUCGUCAUCUCGCAGCUUGUCGAACAGUCCCCGGUUAUCGGUCUUCCGUCCCUUUUGAAGCGUGCGCAGGCUGCUGUCGACACCCUCAAACCCCUGGCCGACUGGAAGGAAAACUCCAACGAGAGAACCCCCUAUUUCGGUCCAUUCCUCAGCCCUGACGACAAAUUGACGGUUGAACAUGUCCGAAGCCUUGACGCCGAGGCCCAGGAACGAGCGCUUCAAGGCACCAAGAUGGUCAAGGCUCUGCUCAAUGCGCAGUCUUUGAUCAAGACCCUGUACGAGUGCUUCACGUCUUCCCCGCGCUCUAACUCCGUUCAACUGUACCCCAUCAAUGUUUUCGACUACUAUGUGGAGUUGGUGAAGUCGUUGGGACCUCUGUUGAAGGCCGUCCUGGCUGAAGAAGGUGCAGAGCACAACGUCCUUCCCCAGCAUUGGUGGGCCAAGCGACCAGCGCCUGGCAGCGAUCUCAUGGUUUUGCUCGAAGGCCCGAAUGGGACGCAGCCCACUGCAGAGACCGACGCCGACAACGUACCUGCGUCUGAAGAGACUGCGGGAGCUGGCUCCAACGCAGCUCCGGCGACAAACUCCAGCCCUCAACACAAGGUUGCUAGUAAGCAAGAGCAAGCUACGCCUCGAUACCGUAAUUACGAUACCCUGCGCAUCCUGAUUCAUUCGAUGGUGCCGUCGACGUUCCCCUUCUUCCAGCAAUUGGGCAAGGCUCUCUUCCCGCGACGUGAGCGAGACGCUUACUCACGACCAAAGCACGUGGAUCUUGCAAGACAACUUGCUGGCACAAUUCUCGAUCAGCUCAGGCCGUCCGUUGCCAUGAACGCACCUACAGCGAAGGAGUACCACUAUUGGAUCAUUAUGCUUCACACUCUGUCAGAGAUGCUGAUGGAUUCCACGCGAUCGUCUAGCGACCGGUCCUCGGUUCAAAUAGUCGUUCCGGUUUUGAUUGCUUUCCUGGAGCAGGGCGGCUUCGAUGUCCUCACCCAAAUGGUUAAGCGCUUUUCGUCACAAAUGUGCACAGAGACUGGCGAGUCCGAUGCUGGUACCACUGCAAGCGCUCGAGUUGCCUCUUUUGGCCUUGGCAAAAUCUUCGAGUUCUUCGCGGCGCUCGUCAACGGGAAAAAUAUUGCCGACUCAACCACGCAAUUUGGCCUUGUCCCCAGAACCUCCGAGAGACGUCCCGAGUCACCGCCCUCCCAACAGAUCGUGGUUGAGGUGCGCAUGGCUGUUCUUCCCGUUAUUCGAGAGACCUGGGAGUCUCCUUUGAUCGAAAAGUUGCGGCCCGAGACGGUGGCUAAGAUCAUCGAGAUCCUCAAGAUCAUUUCUAGUGCUGAGAAUGAAGGCUCUUCCCGGGACAAGCCGGUGUCUGAGGUUUUCAAGAAAACUCCGGUUCCCUUCAACUGGCAGAACUACGGCGGCUUGAUUGGCCGGCUGGUUGAGGACGGUUCUGAUGAGGAUCUUGCUCGCGAGGCGGUCUACAGAUCUAACGGCAACGAAAAUAACGCUAUCGAAUACAGUCGCCUUCACAAGGCUGGCAAGGCUGGACAACGCAACCCCAUUCCGCUCGAGGACGCUUAUACUCCGAGCCGUGCAGAGCCAUCUCGUUCCCCCAGCCAGCAGGAGGGAGCUGCUCCUCCAGCUCCCGCUGACGCAGAUGCAAUGGCUGUCGAUGUCCCGCCAGAACUUGCCCCCGUAGCUGGUGCUGCGGAGUUUGACCGUCUUCUCGGCGAUGUUGUGCUGGGUGAUCUGGGCGAGCGAGCGACCCCCGACAUGAGCGGCACCGAAAGCCCUGCUGGGCUACCUGAAGCCCAGGGCAGGCCCAGUACUUCCACACCUGCGAGUGCCGCCCCGGUUGAUGCAGCAAAGCCCGAGAACCGCUUGAUUGCCAAGGAAGACUUGGACAAGGAGCGCGCCAAGUUACGGGAGAACCUCAUUGACAGAUCCCUCGACGUGGUCAGGGCUCACCCGCACUCCGCUAUUGAGCUCUCAGAGCUCAUCAACGCCAUGGUAUUCCGCCAGCAGAAUGAUGAGGUGCGGGACGAGGUUGGCCUUACCUUAGCGAAUGCCUUGACAUCUCUGUCAUUCGACGAUAGCGACUCCAAAUCCAACGGAACAAGCAUUGCUGCCUACGCUCAUCUGCUGGCUCUGCUGAUGCAAGAGAAGAGCUUCUUUAAAUGCAACAUCGACACUCUGAGAGAGAAGGUAGAUGAGUACGUCUCGUUCCUCAACCCUAAGGAUCUGCCAACUUCGAAUGAAGAGCUACCUCCAUGGAUUCCUUACAUUCUUUUGAUUGUGGAGCUACUGUUGUCUUACGACGAACAACCUGUCGAGGCCCAAUGGACCCCUCCAGCCAACGAAAACGAAACCGUCACUCCCGCUGUUCUGCCUCAGCGCAAUCCGAUCGUCUCCGACAGUCAGCGCAACGAUCUUUUGGAAGCAAUCCUUCGCCUGCUCCCUGUUCUCGGAAAAGAAGAGACCCUUGCAACUUCGGUCCUUCGUGUCAUCGUCAUUCUUACUCGGAAGCCUUCCAUUGCCCAAAAGGUCGGCGAGAAGAAGAAUCUCCAGCGCUUGUUUGUCAUGGCAAAGCAGCUUGCAGGUGCGGGUGCUGCUCGCCUGAAAGAGACAAAGAUCACGGGCAGCAUCAUGGCUAUCUUGAGACACAUCGUUGAAGACGAAGACACGCUCAGGCAGAUCAUGCGCGCUGAGGUGCGCGGCCUUUUCGACAACCCUUCGCGCCCCCAGAGGAGCUUGGAUCUUACCACCUAUCUCCGCAGCAUGGCGCCGCUUGCGUUGCGUUCCCCCGAUCUUUUCGUCGAAGUCACCAACGACAUGACUAAGCUCUCGCGCUGGACACCAGGAAACGAUGUCAGUAGUCGAGCUAACCAGUUGGCACUCAAGGAGCCCGAAGCCGAAGGCAAUGCCGCUGCCGACAAGGACGCUAGCGUUGAACCUGCGGUGCAAGGCACGGAGGAUCUGUCUAUCCACGACGUCAAGCAGUCAACCGAAACGGAGAUGACAGAUGCGCCGAAACCAGGAAACGAGUUGAAGCGUCCCGUUGUCGAGAAUCCUCAUGGCAUUGUCCACUUCCUCCUCUGCGAAUUGCUCAACUACCGAGAGGUUGAUGACAAAGAAGCCGCGCAGCCUGCAAAGGAUGGCAAGAGCACCGCGUCAGCCAGUGCCCAAGCUACAGACGCUGCCCCCAAGGAUGUGGCUGCAGAAGCCCAGGAUACUGCAGACGGCAAAGAAAAGGACAAGAAAUCUUCAAAACCCGUAUUCAAAGCGGACGACCACCCGAUCUUCAUUUACCGAUGCUUCCUGCUCAACUGUCUGGCGGAACUCCUCCAGAGCUACAACCAAACCAAGGUUGAGUUCAUCAACUUUAAGCGAAGCGCACCUCUCCAGACGAAUACGCCUGUCAAGCCUCGGUCGAGUGUUCUUAAUUACCUCAUCCACGACCUCCUCUGCCAGGGUAGUCUCACCGACAACGGUGACAGUAUUUUGUCCAAAAAGAAGGCUGCUACGUCUGCUCAGGCUCAGCAAGUUCUGGCUGCGCUGGUGGCGAAAACCGGAGAAAAGAGCAUCGACAAAAACCGUGACCGCUUCGAGUACGACGACGAACCUGAUUUGCUGUUUGUUCGCAAAUUCGUUCUGGACACCAUUCUCAAGGCAUAUGAGCGGGCCGCCACGCCAGACGAGCCCAUCGAUACUCGUUACGCCAAGAUGCAGUGCCUUGCUGAGUUGAUGAACCACAUCAUCGGAGAAAAGGAUAAGGAUUCGACCUCCCAACGGGCUCUGGAUUCUCCACAAGGCCGAUCGCAGGCUCAGCUUCGCAGGAUGAUGUAUGAGAAGGGCUACCUCGACAAGCUUACUUCUUCGAUUGCCGAAGUCGACUUGGGUCACGCGGGCGUCAAGCGUGCCAUUAAGUACGUGCUUAGAGUGCUGCGCGUGUUGACCGACACUGCAAAAGAGCUGAGCCGUUCCCACGUGAUUCCUUCCGCAUCCCUCCCUGAGAAUGUGGAUGAUGAGAUAAUCUCCACUUCUUCCAUGUCAGAUAUGGACGACGAUAGAGAAGAGACUCCAGAUCUGUACCGCAACUCUGCAUUGGGCAUGCUCGAGCCUCGAGGAAGCGACGACGAAUCAGAGGACGAAGAGGAAGACGAUGAUGAAGAGAUGUACGACGAUGACUACGGUGACGAGCUUGACUACGGCGAUGAGGAAGUCUCCGAUGACGGCGAAGACGGUGUCAGUGACGAGGAUGAAGAGCUCGGCGAGAUGGGAGAAAUUGAAGGUCUUCACGGUGAGCCGGGCGUCGUCGAAGUCAUCAUGGACGACGAUGAGGACAUGGACGAAGACGACGACGAGAUGAGCGAAGAUGAUGAAAUGGACUCUGACGACAUGGAGGACAUGGAAGAUCAUCUCGAUGUCGUUGAAGAAAUCGUUGACGAAGACGGCAAUCCCAUCGACGACGACGGCGCAUCAGGCUGGGAAAGUGAAGAGACAGACGAGGAGGAGGAAGAUGAGGACGAGGACGUCGACUAUGAGGCCGAAAUACAGGCAACAGAAGAGGCAGCUCGUAUGCACGGCAUGGAGCCUGGAGACAUCAUCGACAACUUAGCCCGGGCUGUCAUGGAUCCAGAAGACUAUCCGGGCGACGACAUGGAUGAUCUCGGAGAUCACUACAUUGAUGAUGGACGUGACGAAGAUGAUGACGAAGAUGAUGACGAAGACAUGGAUGAGGACGACCUCAUCUACGAAGAGGAGUACCCUCACGACCAUCAACCCCCUGUCCUCCCUGCUGCCCUCGGUUGGGACACUUUGGUUGUUGAGCCCUUCGGAGGCCACCACCACGCGCAUCGCCAUCGCCAUGGGCAUCGUAGUCCGUUCCCCCCUGGCUUCAUGGUUGGCAGUGGCCGCGAUCCGCUUGGAGACUUCAGGAGUUACUUCUCUCCUCGACACCGGCCCAACAACAUGCCCAACAACACUGAUGACGGAGUGAACCCUCUGUUGCGCCGAAGCGGCCAGGGUCGGGAAUCCUCUCCUCGCCCUAUGCCGGGGUCUGGUAUGAUCGGUUUGCGUCUGCCCCCUGAGAUUUUCAGCAAUGCUGCGCCGUUAUCCUCAAGUCCCAUCGCCAUCUUGAACGACCUCGUCGCAAAUCUGCCCAACAUGCGCCAUGGACAUGGCCCAGUUUCGCUUUCCAUCACUCAUAACGGUCGUGGAGAAGUUCGCGAAUACCAGGUCGCGCCUCGCGAGCCCAGAACAGACAAUCGUCGCGAGACUACAUAUCACGAGCCUCAACAGGCCGUGGGCUUCACUCCCGAAUCCACGUUUGAGCGCUAUCAGGAAGAGGCCAGAAUGGUAUUCGGGGGCACCCAAUUCGGGGACAAGGCCCAGAAGCUUGGUAAAAUAAUUCUUUCUAAGCUUGUUCCCCCGGCCAUGGAAUUCGAGAAAAAGAUCAAGGCGGAAGAGGAGGAGGUCCGCAAAGCCCGCGAGGAGGAACGCAAAAAGUUCGAAGAGAGCGCAAGACGCGCCAAGGCAGCCAAGGAAGCGGAAGAGAAGGCGGCUCGUGAGAAGAAGGAGGCCGAAGAGCGCGAGGAACAGGAACGCGCUGCUGCUGAAGCUGCCGCUGCUGCAGGUGAACGAGAUGCGGCGUCCGCACAAGAGCCUCAGUCGCAAGCUUCGGACCCUCACGCUAUGGAAGGUGUCGAAACUCAGGAGCCUUCUGCGCCCUCUGCAGACAACGAAGCGACUGCUGAUGUCAGUCGUGUUCUCACAACCAUCAGGGGCGAGGAAGUGGAUGUGACCGAGCUGGGCAUUGAUCCCGAAUAUUUGGCUGCUCUUCCAGAAGAAUUCAGAGAGGAAGUCAUCGCCCAGACCGUCAGUACUCGUCGGUCACAGGCUCGCGAAGAUCACCCUGCUGGUGAGCAGGGCGAGGCUUUCCAGGAGUUCCUCGACGCCCUCCCAGAGGACCUUCGCCUCGAAAUCGUUCAGCAGGAGCGUCAAGACGCGCGCCGCAGGGAAAGAGAUGAACAGCGUCGUCAAGCAACGGCCGGAACUCAAGAUCAGAUCGCUGUGGACAUGGAUCCGGCUAGCAUCUUGCUCACGUUCCCUCCGGAACUGCGCCAACAGGUGCUCAUGGACCAGGGAGAGGACAUUAUGGAUCACUUGCCACCUGAGAUGGCUGCCCAAGCCCGGCUCCUGGCUCAACAGCACGCCGUUCAUCCUGCUGUCACAGGCAGAAGCCCCCCUGUUGCUGCACGACGCAACGGUCCCGGACCCCCGCAGGCUGAGUCUGGGGAGAACAACGAGAACAAGGUUCAGCGCAGAACUGUGGUACAAAUGCUUGAUAAAGCUGGAGUGGCCACUCUGCUGCGUCUGAUGUUCAUCUCCCAGAUUGGCUCUAUUCGCAACUAUCUCUUCAGCGUGUUGGCCGAUGUCUGCGAGAACCGACAAAACCGCCUCGAGGUUAUCAGCACCAUUCUCUUGAUCCUUCAAGAAGGCAGCACAGACAUGGACGCCGUUGAACGCAGCUUCAGCCAGCUCUCUCUCAAGGCCAAGAAGCCGAAGGACAAGGACGCGGACCCGAGAACUCCUCAGAACCUUAAGCGGACUCUGACGUCCCUCAGCGUCGCCGCUGGCCAGAACCAGUCCAACUCGGAAAUUUCCCCUCUGAUGGUCGUGCACCAAUGCUUGGACCUGCUGCAGGAUCUGUCGACGAAGAACCCGCACAUUCCAAUGCUCUUCCUUACAGAACACGAGACGGUCGGGUCGUCCCUCAAGCGUACCCUCAGCCGGAAGGGCAAGACCAAGGACUCCAAGGCCCACAAGUACGCGAUCAACUCUCUACUCACACUUCUCGAUAGAGACUUGGUCAUGGAGAGUUCAGUGGUUAUGGCCUACCUGGCUGACUUGCUCAACAAAAUCACUGUGCCCCUUGCCACCAUGGAACGACGACGCAAGGAAGCUCUUGAGAAGGCCGCCCGAGAUGCCAAGGAGAAGGCAGCUGAAAACGCGGUUGAGGCGGGCGAGGCCUCGACUUCGGCGGAACAGCCGGCUGACAACGCGGCUGGCGAGAACACUGCCGCAGAGACCGCUACUGCUACCGACGACAAGGAGUCGAAGUCGACCCAAACAACUGCCGAGCCAGAGAAGUCAAAGAGCAACAAGUCAGAGACCAACCAGAAGGGGCCUAAGCAGAUGCAGGUGCCGAUCAUCCCUCCGCAUAACCUUACUUUGGUUGUGAAGAUCUUCGUGGCCCGCGAAUGUAGUUCCAAGACCUUCCAGAACACCAUCUCGGCCAUUAAGAACUUGUCUGCCAUUCCCGAAGCCAAGGCAACUUUCGGUCAGGAGCUGGUUCGUCAAGCUCGUCUUCUCAGCGAGAACAUUGUUGCGGAUCUCGACGAGCUGCUCCCGCACAUUGAGAAGGCCACCUCCGGAACGGAAAUUCAGGGAGUAGCUCUCGCCAAGUUCUCUCCGGGUGCAUCUGAACAGAACAAACUGCUCCGCGUUCUCACCGCCCUUGACCAUCUGUUCGACAGUAAGAAAAAGAGUGACAAGUCCGACGAGGAGGCAGAGGCCAGCAAGAACGAGAAGCAGGAUCUCGUCACCUCCUUGUACCACAACUCUACCUUCUCUACCAUGUGGGAAAAGCUGAGCGCCUGUCUCAGCGCCAUCCGACAACGCGAGAACAUGGUUAAUGUGGCCACGAUCUUGUUGCCUUUGAUCGAGUCUCUGAUGGUGGUUUGCAAGAACACUGCCAUGAACGAUGAUACGCAGACUCAGAACCAGAACAGCAAGGAAAUGUUGCUUUCGAGCCCGCCUCCGGAGAACCGCAUGGCUGGUCUAUUCUUCACCUUUACGGAAGAACAUCGUCGCAUUCUGAAUGAGCUGGUGCGCAACAGCCCCAAACUCAUGUCAGGAACGUUUGCGCUUCUCGUUAAGAACCCGAAGGUGCUUGAAUUCGACAACAAGCGGAAUUACUUCAACCGCAGUGUUCACAGCCGAGUCAACAACAGCCAGCGAUCCUCGUUCCCGGCGCUGCAGCUCUCCGUCCGUCGCGAACACGUUUUCCACGAUUCAUUCAGGUCGCUGUACUUCAAGUCUGGCGACGAGAUGAAAUACGGCAAGCUCAAUAUUCGAUUCCACAACGAAGAGGGUGUAGACGCCGGAGGUGUCACUCGCGAGUGGUUCCAGGUUCUCUCCAGGCAAAUGUUCGAUGCCAACUAUGCCCUCUUUACGCCCGUUUCGUCGGAUCGCACCACGUUCCACCCCAAUUCCUUGAGCGGUAUCAACGAUGAACAUCUUAUGUUCUUCAAGUUCAUUGGGCGUGUGAUUGGUAAAGCGCUGUAUGAGGGGCGAGUUCUUGACUGUUACUUCAGCCGAGCGGUGUACAAGCGCAUUCUUGGCAAGUCUGUCUCUGUGAAGGACAUGGAAUCCUUCGACCCCGACUACUACAAGUCGCUGGUGUGGAUGCUUGACAAUGACAUCACCGACAUCAUUACUGAGACGUUUUCCGUUGAGGACGAUGAGUUCGGCGUCACCCGCACCAUAGAUCUAUGCCCUGGCGGCCGCGACAUCGCCGUCACCGAGGACAACAAACACGACUACGUACGAUUGGUCGUGGAGCACAAGCUUCUUUCUUCUGUUCGGGAUCAAAUGGAGGAGUUCCUCAAGGGAUUCCACGAAAUCAUUCCUGCGGACCUCAUCUCAAUCUUCAAUGAGCAGGAACUAGAACUGCUCAUUUCAGGUCUGCCAGACAUCGAUGUCGACGACUGGAAGAGCAACACGGAGUACCAGAACUACAACCCAUCCUCUCAGCAGAUCCAGUGGUUCUGGAGAGCGGUCCGGUCCUUUGACAAGGAAGAGCGAGCCAAGCUGUUGCAAUUCGUCACCGGAACCAGUAAGGUGCCCCUCAACGGUUUCAAGGAACUCGAGGGUAUGAACGGAAUCAACCGUUUCAACAUCCACCGCGACUACGGCAACAAAGAGAGGCUUCCCAGCUCUCACACAUGCUUCAACCAACUUGAUCUCCCCGAGUACGAGAGCUACGAGACGCUCCGCGCACAAGUCAUGAAGGCCAUCACGGCGGGUAGCGACUACUUCGGCUUUGCAUAA
Molecule: messenger RNA, 12195 nt
Organism: Colletotrichum karsti
Lineage: Eukaryota; Fungi; Ascomycota; Sordariomycetes; Glomerellales; Glomerellaceae
Product: ubiquitin-protein ligase
Exons: 5
Coding region: 1-12195 (4064 amino acids)
Biological process (GO): positive regulation of protein catabolic process; protein polyubiquitination; proteasome-mediated ubiquitin-dependent protein catabolic process
Molecular function (GO): ubiquitin-protein transferase activity
Source: RefSeq, a predicted model, not a curated record